Messenger RNA from Helianthus annuus (common sunflower), 1278 nucleotides. RefSeq names its product F-box/kelch-repeat protein At3g06240-like. Gene Ontology annotation, molecular function: protein binding. The transcript has a single exon. The record is from RefSeq and is a predicted model, not a curated record. Bases 120 to 1181 code for a protein of 353 amino acids. NCBI's taxonomy places the organism in Eukaryota, Viridiplantae, Streptophyta, Magnoliopsida, Asterales, Asteraceae.
UGGAAGAAAGAGUCUAUAUAGAUAAUAGGUAUACCUAGAAAACCCUGUUCUUUGUCCUCCUGCCCAAUGUUUUCUUCUCCAUAAUAGUAAUUGUUUACGUUUUUAAAUUGCAGGCUUACAUGAUGUCGAAUGAUCUAUGUGAAGAACUGAUUGAUGACAUCUUUUCAAGAUUACCAACGAAAUCCCUUCUCCGUUUCAGAUCAGUUUCCAAAUCAUUAUAUGCUUGUAUUGGCAGCCCCGAGUUCAUUCGACUGCAUAUUCUCCGAUCUCCCACCGAAAAAAUCAUGCUCAUACAUGACAUCCGAGAAGGAGAAAAAGAUUGGCGUAACACCUAUACAUUACAUUUGGAAGAUCAGUUUCCGUAUAAUAUCAAUAUUGGCAUAACAACACCAGUGGUGUAUCAUUUCGGACAAUUCAAGAUCCUUGGAUCUUGUAAUGGAAUUGUAUGUCUUUAUGAAUUUGGAAAGAGUAUUAAUCUAUGGAACCCCUCAAUUAGGCGCAAGGUAAAUGUGCAUUAUCCUCCUUCUUGGGGUAAUAUGUGUUUUGUAUUUGAGUUUGGUUUCGGCUUCGACCCAGUCAUAGAUGAUUACAAGAUUUUGAGGAUAACCACACCAACUUCAUUUAUUUACACCGUGAAGACACACACUUGGCGUGAGAUUGCUCCCCCUACUACUUCGGCUUUUCAUACUGUUAAUUCAUUCCACUGUCUCUUCAAUGGGGCAUUGCAUUGUACUGUAAUAGGGAAUGUAUUGGAUUAUUAUUAUAAUUAUUAUUUAUUGAAAUUCGAUUUGAGCUCAGAGGUUUUUUCUAAGAUUGAAUUGCCAGAACCAAGUUGGGAAACAAGUGCAGUGACAGUUAUUAAAGGUUCUCUAGCUGUGUUUUCUUCCGAACCAGAUCAGGAAAAUAGUUUGAUUUGGGUGAUGAGAGAUUACAGUAACCCUGCUUCAUGGUCUGUUGCUUUUAAGUUAAAAACACAUCGAUUAGAUACUGCAUGGAGAGUUUUUCCACUUACUGCUAGUGAUGAGUUACUGUUGGACCUUUACUUGGACAAGAUCCAAGUUUAUAAUCCCGAGUCACACGAAAGAUCUAAAUUUAUGGGCUUGGGUGAUUCUUCUCAAGUAGUCGGCUUUAUUAAGUGCAUUGAAAGUCUUGGGUUGUUAGACAUUGGGAUUUUAUGUUAGAUAUUUAUAAUUUUGUUUGAAUCCUAGAGGGUUGUUGAGUGACUCAAGUAUUUGAUAUCUUUCUGUGGUGAGCGUUUCGGUUGGAGUUUAGACUCAA